Molecule: messenger RNA, 909 nt
Organism: Acaulospora morrowiae
Lineage: Eukaryota; Fungi; Glomeromycota; Glomeromycetes; Diversisporales; Acaulosporaceae
Source: the annotation of a GenBank genome assembly
AUGUCAACUCAUCACUCACCGCCACAGAACAAGAACCAAGAACUAUAUUCUAUGUGGUGCUCGAAAUUUGAUCUUGCAAGGUACCGCUUGCUUUCCAUCAAACGACAGGAAGGAAGAGAGGAAGUUAAACGAAGGGGAAUCGUUAUCGACAGAGAAAUAUCACUCGAAACUUAUCUUGGGUUUUGUGAUAAAGAACCGAGGAUUUCUGUUAAAUACCGUUUAGCCGAUGGAACAAUCGAAGCCUAUGAAAUGCCUGUCGACCUUCACGCAGUGGUACAAGCAAAGUUAAUUGGUAUCGUGGAUAAUUGGAAUGAUCAAUUACAAGUCUUUGGUGAAUUAGAUAUCAUUGUUGGUUCAAGAAUGGUCUAUCGUCCUGACAUUAGUAUUCGACCAAGGAAUCGUCAACGACCUCAGGCCUCACAGGCGGUUAACUCAUCAGGACACCCAUAUCCAACCUUAGUUGUGGAAAUUGGCAAUACGGAAAGUGUAAGAAGUUUGCAUGAUCUGGUAAUAGGAUAUUUUUCUCCACGUAACACUAUUCAAAUUUAUUUUGCCAUCAAGUUAUUUCCUCCCCGUCGGGAUAAUUCUGUUGCAUUACUUGCACUGCUUUACUUACGUAACAAUCCAAAUCCAACCAUAACUGUAAUCGCAAAGUCUUUUGGAACAGCACCUCUUCAUAUUUCCACACAAAACUAUCUUCAAAAUACUGCGAAUGUUCCAGUCAAUACAAUCACUGGUGUCGGAUAUGGGGGAGUUCCUUGUGAUGGUGCUAAUCUUCAAGACUAUCAAAUAGCUAUUCCUACCAUCUUACUUUUCAAUGGUGUUCCUGGCGGUGUUCCUAAUGGUGUACCUGCUAAUUUCAACAUAGAUUUAUGGAGGUUGCAAGAUGCAAUUCUGAAUCUAGACUAG